ACGGCAGAUUUUCAAAGAUUUCGUACGGAACGGUACGUGAUAUGAACAAGAUAUAGCUAUUCUCAAAAAUCGAAAUACUACUUCCUUCCGGUAAAAAGUGAAAGAAGGAAAAUGCCGAGCAAGAAAAAGAAAUACAAUGCAAGAUUUCCCCCGGCACGAAUUAAGAAGAUUAUGCAGACGGACGAAGAGGUUGGGAAAGUUGCUGCUGCUGUGCCUGUCAUCAUAUCUCGAGCUCUAGAGUUGUUCAUAGACUCUCUGAUUGAAAAAACUGCAUCAGUAACGAGAGCCAAAAAUGCAAAGACACUCUCCUCCUCACAUGUGAAACAAGCUAUACAUUCCGAGAAGACUUUUGAUUUUUUACGAGAACUGGUGAAGAAUGUACCGGACCACCAGACAGAGGAGGAAAUGGACACAUCGGCAUCUUCUUCUACCGCAGCUGUAGAGAAAAAACCUAAAGUUCAAAGACCAAAAAAGCCACGAGAAGAAGGGGCUCGAGGUCGAGGUAGGCCAAGGAAGGUGAAGGUUGAAGAAAAAAAAGACUCUGCUUCAGAGGUAAGUGAUGAGGAAACAGAGACAGACGAGGAGGUGACAGCUGAUGAAGAUUCUCAACAACAACAACAACAACAAAAUACCCCAUCCCAAUCUACAUCACACACUCAACAACCACCUCAGCUUAAGGGAAGUGGUAUAUUACCCCAAGAACAGGGUGGUCAAAUGCUACCCACUGGACAAAGUGGUCAAAUGUUACCCCAAGGUCAGAGUAGUACUCAAAUGUUGCAAGGUAGUUCUCAAAUGUUAUAUCAAGGACAAAGUAGCAAUCAGAUGUUGCAUCAAGGACUGAUAAAUGCUCCAGGAGGGCAUCAAGGACCUUACGGUUCUGAAAUGUCCCAACAAGCACGAUAUAGUGCAGAAAAUUUAUCCCAGGGAACUUCCUUGUGUCCUGAACAGCAACAGGGCUCUAUGAUGAGUAAACCCCAAGCACAGACUUCAUCCUUACCUCUUGUUCAAAGCACAGCUGGACCUGAAGCCCAGGUCCAACCAUCUCCAGGAAUACCUGAUAAACAGGAGGAAGUAUCACAUUUGCCAUAUCCUGUUCAUUCUCAGAGCCAGCAUAGAAUGCCACAAGGAUUCCCUCCACAAACAAAUAUUUCAAUGCAUAAUAUGAUAUAUCCACAGUAUCCUUUUAUGCCAGGUGGACAACCUAUGCCAUAUAUACAUCCACAAUCUGCUGUUGGUACAAUACCUCCAAACACUGGUACGAAUCCUGUACCACAGUCUACAGGAUCAAUACCACCACAAUUUAUACCAGGUCAUCCAGCCUAUAUGAUGCCACAUAUGGCACAAAAUGGCCCCAUGCACCUAGGAGGUCCACCUGGCAUGGGACCAGGAAUGCCAGUAGGUCCACCACCACCCCUUGUUCCAAUAAGUACACUGAAGAAGAGUCAAGGUGGUGAUGGCGAUGCCAAUGUUCCACUAGAUAUGUCUUUGUCAGGGAAAUCAAGAUCUCAGACCUCAACUGUACCAAACCCACCAUCUUUGUCUCAGAUCCCCACACCUCGAGGUAUGCUUCCCCUCCCCGGCCCUGCAUUCAUGCCACCUCAACAUGAGAUGCCUCCUGUACCCUACUCACAAAGUUUUCCACAAUGGAGAAUGAAUAGUGAAAUUAAUCAAAACAUUCAGGAGACUGGUUACAGAUCUCAAAUAUCGGGACCACCGCCUUUAGUUAGUUCAGCCGUUACACAGUCUGUUGUUGCUGUGACAGAAAAUGGCAAGCAUAAACAGAAUAAUAACUCAGCAGGAAUUGUUGCAAAAAAGUCAAAACAGAAAAACACUUCAGAAAAUCCAGGGGAGGAGAAAAGUGUAUCAUUUCCAAGUCUUGCGAACAUCAUGAAUAUGAAACCAGUGAAAACUGAUGAGAGUGAAGCUGAUGAUGAUUAUGAUACUUGAUAUUGUUGUAUGAAAACAUCUGCAGAUCUGAAUGCUGGAUAUAAGUGCUAUUGUUUUAGAAGUGUAUAAACUCUGUUUGCAUGAUAAAUAUGUUUAUAUAUCCCCAUCAAGGGUUAUAUAAUAGUGAUGGUGUGAAUGGCUGUACAUUUGGAUUGUCUGUCGGAAAUAUUUUGUCUAUAAUUAUCAAAAAGUAGAUUAGUAAUUGACUUAAAUUUAAAUAUUGAUAGAUUCGAACUUAGGAGGGGUGCACUUUUCUAGAGUUGUAAUCCUAGUUUUUGAAUUAUCUCUCUUAGAUUGAGUAAAAUUUUUAAAUUCUGAUUCAAAAACUAGCCCCUGGAUUAACCAAAAACAUAAAAAAAUGAUGAAAGCAAAUUAGGAAAUUAUAAUAUUAAACUUUGUUAAGAAAUUACUUUGAAAUGUGUGAGUUUAAUUGACUUAAAUCUAUAGAUUUGACAAGGAGAACUGCAGUGCUCAAGGACUAGGUAUAUUUUUCCAAAAUAUGCAAAGAUAAAAUUAUACAGUUUCAAUUGUUUUGAAUGUUAUGUUGUUCAACAGAAACAAAGUGAAUAGAUCUAUGUACUUAUAACACAGAUAAGGUAUUUAUUUGAUUUGCUGUAUAUCAAAUUUUCUCCCACCUAAUUGUUGAUGUUAAGAAAGUCAUGUUAGAUAGAUUAUUUUGUCCAGCUUUGUCCAUAAUUUAUGAGCUUGAUUUUGAAUAUAGUUUUAUUCUAGUUUAACCUUGAGUGGUUAUAUAGUGUUCCUGUUGUUAUUGUUUUCUUUCUUUCAUUGUAUGAAGCAUCAGUACUUAGUAUAUGGAUUGGAUGUCAGAAAAGUCCAGCUCUUUUGAUUCAUCAUUAGGUGUAAUCUUUAAGCAUUGAUUAAGAAAAAGGGCAGGGAAACUGCCUUGAGUCAUGUUACCUGUUACCCUAUGUCCUAUGUUUCAAUUUGAAACAAUGCAAAAGAUAGAGUUUAAAAUUACAAGAUAGUUAAACAUUCUAUAUUGUCACUGGUAAUGUGUAACACUUUCUUAUGAAAAAUUUCAAAUUGGGAAAAAUUUGAUGUAUGACAUGACAUUAUUGAAAAUUAAACUGUAUCCCUUGCAUUGUGUCAAAAAUGCCUUCCACAGAAUUCUAAAACACUUGAGCAAAUGUGACAUAAUAUAUCUAGACUAGAUACUGUUAUGAUUCUAAUAUACUGCACUAGCAAUCUAUCUACAUUUAAUGUCUCAAGUUUGUGCUGUUAUUUUAUAUUGUUGUGAACUGCUGUGUUCAUGUAUAAUAUACAUUGUGUAUAUACAUGUUCUUGUUAAUUUACCACCUCCAGUCUGGUUUCUUCUAUGUACAAGGUUUAUACUGUACAAGGUUUAUACUUGGACAGGUUGUUAUUAAUAAGAUUAAAAUAAAACAAUGCUAGAUUCUAUUGAAGAUAGGCAUCUUUUGGGAAAAAAACAUGAAAGUAAAAGGGUGGGAGAAUUCUCACUAGCAUGUUUCUUAUCCAUAAUUUGAAACUAAUACUGACAAUAUAUGUACAUUUAUUACACUGUUGGAAUUUUGACAACACUUUAAAGAGAAAGACUGUAUGAAAUUAAAUUGAUUCUCAAGAGCUGAAAAUUUUGGAAGGUAAAAAAAAUUACGCUUCAGUUGGAUUGAAGUUGGGAUUAUACAAUAGACUGAAGUCAGUAAUGUAAAAUAAUUGAAAUGUAAAACAAGUGCUAUAUUGUAUAUAGAAAGAACAGUGAUGCAUAAUACUAUAAUCAGUUGGCAUGUUUUAGAACAAAUUAUACUCUAGCUGUUUAGUGUACACUAUAGAAUGUUCCUAGUUUAGACACAAAUGAGUUAUUAAUUAAUCAAACUAUUGAUUGUUCUUCAAGCAUGUCACUUGUUAUUUUGUGAGAUUACCAUAAUGAUACAGAUUAUUGCUGAUUAUUUUACGUCUUUGAUUUCUUAUUUUUUUGCUUAUGAUUAUCAUAAAAUGUUUAAGUUUGAUAAAUUAAUGUUAUAAGCUCAUAUUUGUCAAGUGACGAGAGCUUUGAUAAAGUAGCAUCAGUUAUUGUUAGUUUUUCCUUUGGAUAUAUUUGUUAUAUAUUAUGAUUGUAUUGUAUGCACCUAUCAGUGUUUUGUUACAGGGGAGAGAUAGUGACAGGCAUACCAUUAUUGACAUCAAGGAAUUUUAAUCUCAUCAUGGGAAAUGGACACAAAUUUUUUAUUCUGCCUCAGUGUGAAAUUGAUGGGUAAAUCAUCUCCCAAUAUGGAAAUUUGAUAGUAUACAGACAUUUGUUCCACUCACAGGACAUUUGACAGAUUUCAUGAUUUUCUAAUGUCAGAGUUACAUAUGUUAGCCUGCUGUCCCACCUCUAAGGCAAAAUAUUGAUAGGUGCAUUUUAGGAAAACCCUAAGAUAUUGUUUUAUGUAAAGCAUUGUUGAAUGAAGAAAACUAUUAUUUUUAUACAGUGUUUGUAAAAAAGAAGUUUCUCUAACUGCUUAUAUUUGUUACAAUUUGUUAGCAUUAGUUAAAAAAUUGCCUUCUAGAAUAUUUUCUAUGAAAAUUUUAAGUUUUAAUUGAUUCAUGUGAUUCUGUUGAUAGUUUUUGUUCAUUUUGUUAUUCUUCUCAUCAUAAUGAUAGUUAUCUGAUUUAAGUCAAGCAAUUUUGAAAAAGCACCUGUCACCAUUCUAUUAAGUAAGAAAUAAAAGUCAAUUUUAAAUAUACAUGUAUGCUCAGAAUUGACCAAUGUCAAAUGAUUGUUAACAUCACAAAGUCUUGGUUGUUUUGUAAGUAUGCAGGUUCCUCAGACAGUGUAGCUUCCAAGUCCAAUAAAUCUUGCUUAUAUUUGGUGUCUCCCAGACCAAAAACUGGCUUGCUUACAUUUGGGUCCUCCCAGGCCAAUAACUGACUUGCUUACAUUUGGUUCAUGAGUAAAUUUGGUUCCUCACAGGCCAAUAACUUGCUUGCUUGCAUUUGGUUUCUCCCAGUCCAAUAACUUACUUGGUACAUUUGAAUCCUCCCAGCUCAUUAACUUGCUUGCUUACAUUUGUUUUCUCCAAGGCCAAUCACUCCCUCCCUUGUCUACAUUUGGUUCCUCCCAGGCCAAUAACUUACUUGCUUACAUUUGAUUUCUCACAGGCCAAUAACUCCCUUGUCUACAUUUGGUUCCUCCCAGGCCAAUAUCUUACUUGCUUACAUUUGGUUUCUCAAAGGCCAAUAACUUUCUUGUCUACAUUUGGUUCCUCACAAGCCAAUAACUUACUUGCUUAAAUUUGGUUUCUCAUAGGCCAAUAACUCCCUUGUCUACAUUUGGAUCCUCCCAGGCCAAUAACUUACUUGCUUACAUUUGUUUUCUCCCAGGCAAAUAACUCCCUUGUCUACAUUUGGUUCCUCCCAGGCCAAUAACUUACUUGUUUACAUUUGGUUCCUCCCAGGCCAAUAACUUACUUGUUUACAUUUGGUUAGUCACAUGCCAAUAAAUUAAUUGCUUACAUUUGGUUUCUGCCAGGCCAAUAACUUAAUUGCUUACAUUUGGUUUCUCAAAGGCCAAUAACUUUCUUGUCUACAUUUGGUUCCUCACACAGGCCAAUAACUCCCUUGUCUACAUUUGGUUCCUCCCAGGCCAAUAACUUACUUGCUUACAUUUGUUUUCUCCCAGGCCAAUAACUCCCUUGUCUACAUUUGGUUCCUCCCAGGCCAAUAACUUACUUGUUUACAUUUGGUUCCUCCCAGGCCAAUAACUUACUUGUUUACAUUUGGUUAGUCACAUGCCAAUAAAUUAAUUGCUUUCAUUUGGUUUCUGCCAGGCCAAUAACUUAAUUGCUUACAUAUGGUUUCUCCCAGGCCAAUAACUUACUUAUAUAUAACAAGACAGCUCUUCUUGAAUUUUACACAUAUAAUUUUGUUUUCAGUUAUAGUGGUUCUAUAAUUGGCAUUUCAUGUUGUUGGUGAUUUUAUAUAUUGUGCUUACUAUGCCUCUAAUAGAUUCAUACUUGAGAUGAUGGAGAAAUAUACAUGUAGUUACAACCAAAGUGAAUGAUUUAUUUCUGAAAUUUGGAAAUGGCUGCGUAAAUGUCUUUUUCUAGUAUUGCUGUUAGAAACAAUAUGUUUUGAAAACUUGAUGAGCUAAAAAUGAACAAGUAAUUAAUUGUACAAAAUUAUUGUAAUUAUUCAUAUGAAGGUAAAAUCCACCUGAAAAGCUCAAUUGAGGAAGUGUCAGGUCCACUGACCUUGUUUGAGCCCUGGUGAAACAUGUUGUUCUGUGGGUUUUUAGCUCACCUGUCACAAAGUGACAUGGUGAGCUUUUGUGAUCGCUUUUCGUCCGGCGUCCGGCCGUCAUCCGUCCGUCCAUCUUCUAAUGAAUGUCUACCAAGUUUGUUCAAAUAAAAGCCCUGGGGUCAAAAUUGGCCCCGCCCCAGGGGGUCAUUGAUUUUCCCUAUAUGCAUAUAGUAAAAACUUAAAAAAUCUUCUUUUAAAGAACCCAAAGAGCUAGAGCUAUGAUAUUUAGCAUGAAACAUCUUAUAAUGAGUGUCUACCAAGUUUGUUCAAAUAAAAGCCCUUGGGUCAAAAUAGGCUCCGCCCCAGGGGGUCAUUGAUUUUCCCUAUAUGCAUAUAGUAAAAACUUUAAAUUUUUUUUUAAAAAGAACUCAAAGAGCUACAGCUAAGAUAUUUAGCAUGAAACAUGUUCUAAUGGGUGUCUACCAAGUUUGUUCAAAUGAAAGCCCUGGGGUCAAAAUUGGCCCCGCCCCGGGGGUCAUUGAUUUUCCUUAUUUGUGUAUAGCAAAAACUUAAAAAUCUUCUUUGAAAAAACCGAAAUAGCUAGAGUUUAGAUUUUAAGCAUGAAACAUCUUCUAGUAAGUGUCAAAAAAAAAGUUUUUCAAAUAAAAGCCCUGGGGUCAAAACUGGCCCCGCUCCAGGGGUGUCAUUGUUUUUAACUAAUUAUGUGUAUAGUAAAAACUUAAAAAAAUCUUCUUUUAAAAAAUCCAAUGAGCUAGAGCUUAGAUGUUUAGCAUGAAACAUCUUCUUAUGGGUGUCUACCAAGUUUGUUCAAGUAAAAGCCCUUGGGUUAAAAUUGGCCCUGAUUGGGGGGGGGGGGGAUAUUAUUGUUUUUCAUUAUAUGUGUGUUGUAAAAACUUAACAUCAUGAAACAUCUUCUAAUGGGUGUCUUCCAAGUUUGUUUAAAUAGAAGCCCUGGGGUUUAAAGUGGCCCAGCUCCUGGGGCCUAUAUACAGGUGAGCGACCUCAGGGCCAUCAUGGACCUCUUGUUUUUGGUUGAGAACAUUAUGCCUGACUUUAUGAAGAUAUUUGCUUAAAUUACAUGACAUAGCUUGUUUUCAAUGUACUGUAACCAUUACAUAGUUCUUCAUAUAAUACACUUGUAAUAAAGUGUUGGUUGUAAAAUGUGAAAACAAGUUUAUGUUUAUUAAUGUCAAUGCGUUUAGUCAACAAAAAGAAUCUCACAUCCGUUGUCAUGUAAAAUCUUAUUAAACUUGUCCAAGAAAACGUUAUAAAGCUUGCCAUAGGCUUGCUUUAUUACAAUUUCUUAAAUUUUUUUAAUAAUUUUUUUUUUACUACAUUGUCAUUCAAGAUCCCAUAUACAUGUAUAUUUGCUGAAAUACAGAAUUGAGCAACAUUUCAUUAUGUAACUGCCUUUUAAUAUAAUUAUUAUAUUAUAUUAUUAAUACUGUUAAAAUUGUCACAAAAUUCACUUAGGCAUACAUAUUCCUAAGGUAAAACUUUGCUGGUCUCUGUUUAAUCAAACUUGAAUGAGCAUUUAAGCAAUGUACUACCUGAAGCAUCAAAAAGUCUUAUCUUCUUUUUGCUUCUAUUAUAAUAUUGUACAUAAAAAGUGGCCAAAUUUGCUAGAUUUAAAUGCUGAAAGGAAUACCAGUUGUUCUAUGUUGAAUGAUGCUAUGUAUAGUAUAGAAGAACUCACAGUGUUUGACAAAUAAUUCUCAUGUUGUUGAUACAUGUAUGUAAAAACUUGUUACUUUGUUAAAAGAUGCAAUAAAAUCAUAUAAAAUUA
Ruditapes philippinarum (Manila clam) is the source of this 7954-nucleotide messenger RNA. Its product is annotated as arginine-glutamic acid dipeptide repeats protein-like. Gene Ontology annotation, cellular component: negative cofactor 2 complex; nucleus. The record is from RefSeq and is a predicted model, not a curated record. Gene Ontology annotation, biological process: transcription by RNA polymerase II; positive regulation of transcription by RNA polymerase II; negative regulation of transcription by RNA polymerase II. The coding region runs from base 112 to 1947 and encodes 611 amino acids. NCBI's taxonomy places the organism in Eukaryota, Metazoa, Mollusca, Bivalvia, Venerida, Veneridae. The transcript is spliced from 7 exons. Gene Ontology annotation, molecular function: RNA polymerase II general transcription initiation factor activity; core promoter sequence-specific DNA binding; transcription coactivator activity.